AUGUGCACCCAGUCCCAGCAGUCGUCGUGGUCCUCGGCCUCGGACUCGCCCUCGUCCUCGAGCUCGUCGUCGCGGUCGUCUUGGGGCAGCGGCAGCGGCUACCGCGGUCGCGACUUCACCUACGUCUCGUCCGGCGUCAACAGCCAGGGCGACCACUACUGCCGCCGUGACUACGGCCCAGACGCCCCCAACCAGAACAGCUACCACUACAGCAACGCCGAUGGCAGCUACUACUACUCGAACCCCGACGGCUCGACCUACUACAACAACGGCCGCGGCUUCGCCCGUUACACUCCUCCUGGCAGCGGUCAGAAGUGA
Pseudozyma flocculosa PF-1 is the source of this 318-nucleotide messenger RNA. RefSeq lists its product as uncharacterized. The coding region runs from base 1 to 318 and encodes 105 amino acids. The record is from RefSeq and is a predicted model, not a curated record. The transcript is spliced from 4 exons. NCBI's taxonomy places the organism in Eukaryota, Fungi, Basidiomycota, Ustilaginomycetes, Ustilaginales, Ustilaginaceae.